AUGGAAAACAGGUUGCGCUACUGCACAAAUGUCUCUGGCUUGUUCACCUUCCUUGGUUUCCCACUCAAUCCCUCAGAAUGGCAUCUUUUCAUAGACUCUUCCAAGCGAAGUUUCAAGCCUGUGCUCCUGCACAAUGGGAAUAAAUGCCCCAGCAUUCCCAUUGCCCACUCAGUCCAUCUGAAGGAGUCAUAUAAUAACAUGGAGCUCAUUUUAGAAGUUGUCAACAAUCACCUGGCAUAUUUAAUACAAAAUCUAUUAGAGAAAGGCAUUUCACAACAACGUGUAGCAUUUUUGUGCCCCAAUGAUGUGUCUUAUAUCAUUACACAAUGGGCUACAUGGAUUGCUGGUCAUAUUGCAGUGCCUCUUUUCCCGAAGCAUCCUACAUCGCAACUAGAAUAUUAUGUGAGGGACAGUGAAUCAUCCAUCAUUGUCACCACGUCCACUCUUGCUGGGAAAAUAAAACCAAUUCUUUCUGGUCAGCAUGUCAUAGUACUGGAAGAAUAUUUUUUCAAUGAAAACAUGGAAUCAUCAGAUGUGGAUGAAACUGAAGGCAAUUACAGUGAAGAUUUCUAUGCAGUCAGUGAUGCUAUGAUCAUUUACACAAGUGGAACAACUGGAUUGCCGAAAGGUACUCAUAAACCCCAGUUUUCUUUAUAUUUCUUUUCAAAAUAAUUUU
This is a messenger RNA of Macrobrachium nipponense, 676 nucleotides long. Its product is annotated as malonate--CoA ligase ACSF3, mitochondrial-like. The transcript is spliced from 4 exons. The coding region runs from base 1 to 672 and encodes 223 amino acids. The record is from RefSeq and is a predicted model, not a curated record. Lineage: Eukaryota; Metazoa; Arthropoda; Malacostraca; Decapoda; Palaemonidae. Gene Ontology annotation, molecular function: medium-chain fatty acid-CoA ligase activity. Gene Ontology annotation, biological process: fatty acid metabolic process.